Dromiciops gliroides (monito del monte) is the source of this 1158-nucleotide messenger RNA. It is a transcript of the gene TEX30, whose product is annotated as testis expressed 30. The transcript is spliced from 6 exons. Lineage: Eukaryota; Metazoa; Chordata; Mammalia; Microbiotheria; Microbiotheriidae. The record is from RefSeq and is a predicted model, not a curated record. Bases 290 to 985 code for a protein of 231 amino acids.
UCCCGGCUCCUGUGCACAACUGCACCUACGUGCACACAACUGCCCCAGCCCGCAAACGUAGAAAGGAACCUCCUCGCUAGCUAGAUUGGUGCAUCCGGAUUCAAUGAAUCAAUUCCCUAAGCGCCUUUUUCCCGCCUUCACUUCCUCCUACCACGGGUGUGAGGGCUGCUGUGCCCAUGCUCCAGGUGCUGCGUGUCGCGCCCUGAUUGGAGAAACUGUCAUCCAGGAGGAAGAGCAGAGGUGUUUGCUUCAAAGAAAUAUAUGCUGAGUUUCUAAAUUGAUCCUGAAGAUGAGUAAUUAUUCAGAGGUUAAAUUGAAAAUUCCUUUUGGAAAUAAGAACCUAGAUGCUGUCUGUUCUGUCCCUGACAAGAUAUUAACUGACCGGGUGUUAAUAUACGCAGUGAUUCUCACCCAUGGAGCUGCUGGAGAUAUGAAUUUUCCUCAACUGAAGUCACUGGCAAACCAUCUUGCUAGUCAUGGGAUCCUGUGCCUGAGGUUUACUUGCAAAGGCCUCAAUAUUACACACAGAAUAAAGGCAUAUAAAGCAGUUUUGGAAUACCUGAAGAAUUCAGAUGAAUACAGACUUGCAGGUAUUUUUCUUGGGGGUCGUUCAAUGGGUUCUAGAGCUGCUGCCUCUGUGAUGUGUCAGAUUGAACCAGAAGAUGUCGAUGACUUUAUCCGAGGUCUCAUUUGCUUUUCUUAUCCCCUGCACCGUCCAAAGCAGCAGCACAAGCUCAGGAAUGAAAGUUUGCUGCUUAUAAAAGGCCCCGUGCUCUUUGUUUCAGGCUCAGCAGAUGAGAUGUGUGAGAAGAAAUUGCUGGAGAAAGUAGCAAAGACAAUGAAAGCUCCUACUAAGAUCCACUGGGUUAAAAAAGCCAGUCAUGCUAUGGUUGUGAAAGGACGCUCUGCAGAUGAUGUUUUGAAGGAAAUCAACUCACGUGUUCUUUCCUGGAUCCAAGAAGUCAUUGAACUGGACAAGAAAUAAUUCAUUGAUUAAAAGCCAUGUGCCAUUUGGGAUUUGUAUAUUUGAUUCGAUAAGGAAAACAGAAAAUCUCUCAGAAUUGUGAGACAUGUGUUAGAUUUGUUUAAUAUGUCUUUAUUAAUGUGCUUUGAAAGUAAAUGUUAAGCUUUGUUUAAAAAAAGAGAGAUGUGAAAAUA